AUGUCCGCCAACCCCACCACUGAUCCUGUACCCGCCAAGGCCGUUGCUGCAGAGGAAGAAGAAAUCGACUUCUUUGCCUCUGACGGUGAGGAGGAUCCCGAGGCCGAGCGCGUCAAGGCCGAGCGUGUCGCCGCCUACAACGCGAAAAAGGCUGGCAAGGCUAAGACCGUGGCCAAGUCCCUCGUAACCCUGGACGUCAAGCCGUGGGACGACGAGACGGACAUGGCGAAGCUCGAGGAGUCCGUGCGCUCGAUCGAGAUGGACGGGCUCGUGUGGGGGAGCAGCACGCUCGUUGCGGUCGGCUUCGGGGUCUCGAAGCUCCAGAUCUCUCUCGUCGUCGAGGACGAGAAGGUCUCCCUGGAGGACCUGCAGGAAAAGGUUGCCGAGUUCGAGGACUACGUCCAGAGCACAGAUAUCGCUGCCAUGGCGAGUACGUUGUUUGCGCUCAUCCCCUCUAUCGCGGACGAUAUCUGA
This is a messenger RNA of Epithele typhae, 474 nucleotides long. RefSeq names its product elongation factor 1-beta. Gene Ontology annotation, molecular function: translation elongation factor activity; guanyl-nucleotide exchange factor activity. Lineage: Eukaryota; Fungi; Basidiomycota; Agaricomycetes; Polyporales; Epitheliaceae. The transcript has 3 exons. Gene Ontology annotation, biological process: translational elongation. Gene Ontology annotation, cellular component: cytosol. The coding region runs from base 1 to 474 and encodes 157 amino acids. The record is from RefSeq and is a predicted model, not a curated record.